Molecule: messenger RNA, 1308 nt
Organism: Helobdella robusta
Lineage: Eukaryota; Metazoa; Annelida; Clitellata; Rhynchobdellida; Glossiphoniidae
Exons: 8
Coding region: 7-1068 (353 amino acids)
Biological process (GO): adenylate cyclase-modulating G protein-coupled receptor signaling pathway; phospholipase C-activating dopamine receptor signaling pathway
Cellular component (GO): heterotrimeric G-protein complex
Molecular function (GO): guanyl nucleotide binding; GTPase activity; G-protein beta/gamma-subunit complex binding
Source: RefSeq, a predicted model, not a curated record
AACGCAAUGGCGUGUUGUCUAAGUGAGGAGGCGAAGGAGCAGAAGAGGAUCACCCAGGAAAUUGACAAGCAGCUGAAAAAAGAUAAAAAGGAUGCCAGGAAGGAACUCAAGUUACUUCUGCUAGGUACUGGAGAGUCAGGCAAGAGUACCUUCAUCAAGCAAAUGAGGAUCAUACAUGGCAGUGGAUAUUCUGAUGAUGACAAGAGGAGUUUUAUCAAAUUAGUGUAUCAAAAUAUUUUUAUGGCUAUUAAUUCGAUGAUUAGAGCUAUGGACAUGCUCAAGAUACCAUACAAAAAUCCCAGUAAUGAAGAGCACGCUCGAAUGGUUAAACAAGUUGAUUAUGAAACUGUGACAACAUUUGAACAACCUUAUGUUGAUGCUAUUAAAUCAUUGUGGCUCGAUUCAGGCAUACAAGAAUGUUAUGACAGACGCAGAGAAUAUCAGUUAACAGAUUCUGCUAAAUAUUACUUAGACUCAAUAGAUACGAUUGCAGCUGCAAACUACUUGCCCACACUGCAGGAUGUUCUGCGCGUCAGAGUGCCAACAACAGGCAUUAUCGAAUAUCCCUUCGACCUGGACAGUAUCAUUUUCAGAAUGGUGGAUGUUGGCGGUCAAAGGUCGGAACGUAGAAAAUGGAUUCACUGUUUUGAGUCAGUUACUUCAAUAAUGUUCCUCGUAGCCUUAAGUGAAUACGAUCAAUUGCUAGUCGAAUCAGACAGUGAGAAUCGAAUGGAAGAAUCAAAAGCUCUUUUCAAGACGAUUAUUAUGUAUCCGUGGUUUCAAAACUCGUCUGUUAUUUUAUUCCUCAACAAAAAAGAUUUGCUUGAGGACAAAAUUUUGUAUUCACAUCUGGUUGAUUAUUUUCCAGAAUUUGAUGGUCCUCAGAAGGAUGCUCAGGCAGCUCGUGAAUUCGUACUGAAGAUGUUCGUUGACUUGAAUCCUGACCCUGACAAGAUCAUAUAUUCCCACUUCACAUGUGCUACAGAUACGGAAAACAUAAGGUUCGUGUUUGCAGCUGUCAAAGAUACCAUACUCCAACUAAACCUUAAAGAAUAUAACUUAGUCUGAUUUCUUAUUUUUAUUUCAAUGUUGUUAAUGCAAAGAUCAAUAUAUAACAUUUUAUUCAUCAUUGUGUGAUUUACUGGUUGUUAUUGAUUUAAAAAAGCCAUUUCACGUGAUCUUUUCAAGAAUAUAAAUGUUGAAAUUAAAUUUAUAUUUUAUUGAUUGUAUACAAACAAGUUAUCGUUGAAAUGUUUUCUAAGAACACGGAUGUUUUAUUUGACGAUAAUCGUAAUUUUAUGAAUGUUU